AUGGAUAUGGAAAUCGACGGAACAGACGGGAAACCAUAUGUACUUAUAGAACCUCGUAAGCUACCAAUCACGAAAGGGUCACGAAAUAAAGAAAACUAUACAAACGGAGACUCUUUAAACUCCGUUUUGGACAAUUUUUUUGAGCCUAAGACAGGGAUAGUUUAUGAUAAACGGAUGCGUUAUCAUGGAAAUAUACAUGAAGAAGAGCACCACCCAGAAGAUCCAAUGAGGAUUACCGUUAUUCAAGAGAAAAUUAAAAAUACUGGCUGUUUAAAUAAAAUGGUUAUGAUAAAGACUCGUGAAGUUUUGCGCGAGGAAGCCUGCCUUGUACACACAGAAGACCACUGGGACUUUGUUACAAAGACUGCACAAAUGAGUGAUAGCGAAUUAAUAAAGAUGGCAGAUGAACAUAAUUCUAUUUAUCUUAACAACGAGACAGCAUUUUGUGCAAGAUUAUCAUGCGGUGGUGUAAUUGAACUAUGCAAAGCAGUUAUUGAUGGAACUGUCACAAACGGUUUUGCAAACGUUCGUCCUCCAGGUCAUCAUGCGGAAAUAAAUGAACCAAUGGGAUUCUGCUUUUUUAAUAAUGUAGCGGUUGCAGUUCAAUGCUUGAGAAAACAUUAUAAUAUAGACAAAGUGUUCAUUCUUGAUUGGGAUAUUCAUCACGGUAAUGGUACGCAAAAAGUUUUCUAUAAUGAUCCUAAUGUGGUAUAUUGUUCGUUACAUCGAUAUGAGAAUGGAGACUUUUAUCCUGGAGAUAGAGCAUUAGCUAAUUAUACAGCCAUAGGUGGAGGUGAGGCCAAAGGCAAAACGAUAAAUAUACCAUGGCCUCGCGCGGGAAUGACAGAUAGUGAUUAUAUAUUCGCGUUUAACAAAGUUGUGAUGCCUAUAGCUUACGAAUUUUCACCAGAUAUUGUAAUUGUAUCAGCAG
This is a messenger RNA of Funneliformis mosseae, 931 nucleotides long. Lineage: Eukaryota; Fungi; Glomeromycota; Glomeromycetes; Glomerales; Glomeraceae. The record is from the annotation of a GenBank genome assembly.